Trichosurus vulpecula (common brushtail) is the source of this 3221-nucleotide messenger RNA. RefSeq names its product D-glutamate cyclase (gene DGLUCY). The transcript is spliced from 12 exons. Gene Ontology annotation, biological process: glutamate metabolic process. Gene Ontology annotation, molecular function: D-glutamate cyclase activity. Lineage: Eukaryota; Metazoa; Chordata; Mammalia; Diprotodontia; Phalangeridae. Bases 4 to 1860 code for a protein of 618 amino acids. The record is from RefSeq and is a predicted model, not a curated record.
AGAAUGAUUUUUGUCACCUAUCUGAGGAUACGCCUACCUUCUAUAAUUAGAAGUUUGAUUCUACAGAAGAAAUUCAACCCUAGAAGUAUUUCUGGCAUGUCAGGGGCACCUAAACAGGCAAGUGUGGUGAUCCUGCCCAGAUCCUAUGCUGAUGACUUUGAGAAGUUCUGCCAGGCCAACAGUGGUCCUCUGCCCCUACUCCAUAGAAGUGAGCCUGGUGAAUGGAAGCUGCCCACUCUGAGUGCUGGCUCGGACAUCAGAAAUGAUGGUCUGCAGUACAAGAAAUAUGAAUUUGGUUCCUGCGCCGACAACUUGACAAACAUAGAAGGUUAUUCGGAACAGCUUAAAGACAUGGUCACUUUCUACUUGGACCGUAACAUCUCACCCGAAGAGGCAAUGCAGAAGGUGGGGAUUCCAGUAAGGAAUAAAGAAAGUCACUGCAACAUGGGCACAUACAAGACAGCCGUUCCUUGCUCCACUGUUGGUAGCUUUUGCUGCCCUCUAGUGGUUACCAUGACGCCUAUUCCUAAGGACAAACUGGAGGCCAUUCUACGUGACAUUUACCUAAGCAAAGGGGUGCAAGGAAUGCCCAUUCACAUUGGCUGCCCAGACCUGUUGGGAAUCGAAGAUUGUUCCAAACCAGAAUACGGGGAACCAAUGACGCUUCGGCCAGGAGAUGUCCCAGUGUUUUGGGCCUCAGAGGUGACAAGCCUAGAAGCUGUUAGAAGCUGCAGGUCACCACUGGCUUUUGCCAGUGCUCCUGGAUGUGCAGUUGUUAUUGACCAGAAGGAUAAAAGGAUUCAAGUGAGUCAUCUUGAGGAAGUCCCAGAGGUCCAUUGCAUUUCCCAAAAUCCUCUGCAGUACAGCAUUACUUCAUCUUUCAGUGUGCAGAAAAUUAGAGAGCUAGAAAACAUAAUUGCCAGAGAUCCAGGGAACCGAGGAAUAAAACAUCUGUUCACCAAAGAUGAACUGCUGAAGGCCUCUCUGUCCCUGUCACACGCUCGUUCGGUGCUCAUCACCACUGGAUUCCCUACCCAUUUCUCUCAUGACCCACCUGAAGAGACUGAUGGUCCCCCAGGAGCUAUCGCAAUAGCCGCCAUUUUGCAAGCGUUAGAAAAAGAGGUUGCCAUUGUUGUUGAUGGGAGGGCCAUGAGCUUGCACAGAAAGAUUAUUGAAGAUUCGGUCGAUCAAGGUGUUCUGAAGACAACAGUACCUCUGUUAAGUUACCAAGGUGAGGGAGUAGGAUCGGCUUUCAUGUUUUUGUGUAAGGAUGGGGAUCCCAAGUCACCAAGAUUUGAUCACUUAGUGGCCAUAGAGCGCUCAGGAAGGGCAGCUGAUGGCAAUUACUACAAUGCUCGAAAAGUUAAUAUUAAGCAUCUAGUUGACCCCAUUGAUGAUCUCUUCCUGGCUGCACAGAAGAUCCCUAGAAUCUCAUCAACUGGUGUUGGGGAUGGAGGGAAUGAACUCGGGAUGGGAAAAGUCAAAACGUCUGUGAAGAGGUACAUCAAGAAUGGGGAUGUCAUAGCCUGCGAUGUGGAAGCAGAUUUUGCUGUCGUAGCUGGUGUUUCCAACUGGGGAGGCUAUGCUCUGGCCUGUGCACUCUAUUUACUGAACACCAGCAACCUACACAAGCACUACCUACAGAAAGCUGUUGGAUCCCCCACCACCUCAUCACGAGCACUGGCCUGGGCUCAGGCACUCCCAUCUGUCUUAAAGGAAGAGAAGAUGAUGAAAAUCUUAGUACAACACCAAGUCCGGAGUGGAAUAACUGGCAAUGUGGGGAUGGAAGUGGAUGGUCUGCCCUUCUAUGGCACUCACGCUGAAAUGAUCCAAGAGCUGAUUGAUGUUACCACCAUGUGACACAGACACACACACAGACACACACACACACACACACACUUUAUAUAAUCUCCAUCACCCUUUCUACUUCCCCACUUCCCCUCAUACCUACAUAUUCCACCUUAAAGUGGCUGGGCUGUAGUCUUGUGCCAAGUCAGGGGAAUUCGGAGAUUGUAAGAGAUCAUGGGUAGGAAUCCAACAUGUGGAGACAAAUGCAAAUUCAAAGGUAACUGGAAAGAAUUGGGAGGGAGGCAUUCUUCUCAUCACCCUCCACUUGCCCAGGAGGUCAUAACAAUGGAGAUAUAGAGGAAUUGAUUCCCUUCUAGACUAGCUUUGAAAAUUUACUGAGGAUAAAAAAGCCACAAAAUCAUGCAUGAUAGGGCUUUGUGGUUUAGCAUAGUGAAAGGGGAACAGCCUUAGAUCUUCAUCUAAAGAACCACAGCUGAAUCUGUGUGUGCCAGUGAGCACAUCACAACCUCUUUGGUCUUCUUUUUCCUCGCCAACAAAAUGAGGAGGUUAGACUGUAUAACUUCUAAAAGAUCUUCCAGUUUAAAUCUGUGAUCUUUUGUGGGUGGACUUGGAGGGGAGACCAAGUAAAACAUUUCCAGGGAAUCAAUCAUUUUGUUUGCAUUUCUUUUAUCUCUUAAAACUUCAAUACUAAGAUUUAAAUAUGCAAUAAGAAAGGAAGAAGAAACAUUAUAAACUUAAAUACAAAAUAAGAAAAAACAUAAGAGAGGAUUCAAAAUAUACAACAAUAAAUUUCCAUUUCAAGAAAGCCUAUAUAAUAAAUACUACACCUUGAGUUCUGAGCUGUCCAUCUUUUUUUUUUGCUUCCUUGUGAGUUUUCUUUUGUUCUCUGCUGUGCACUUUUUACUUUGUUCUUUUUUCCACCUUCCUCCCCCACUUCCCCAAGCAGGCUACAAUUAAGCAGAAGAUAUGUGUCUCACAUACACAUAUUUACACAUAUGCAUAUAUACACAAACAUAUAUACAUAUACACACAUACAUAUACUUACAUAUACUUAGAUAUCUAUAAUCAUACUCAUAUAUAGACAUAUACAUUCAUAUGCAUCUAUGUAAGAUCAUACUAUACUUGUCUGUCCUGCUUCUCUGAGGGUGGACAAUGUCCUCCUUCAUAGGUCCAAAUCUUUCCAUAUUUUUCUAAGUCUACCAACUCAGUAUUUCCUAUACCACAGUAAUAUUCAGACUUUAUUGACUAGUUAUUUUAAACAGUCUAAAACAAUAUUGAUUAAUAGGGCUGGAAUAUAGUGUGGUUUCCCUAUUUUUCUCUUUUGAUUAAAUCUAUUUUAGCUUUAACUUUGUCUAAGAUCAUAAUUACUACCCCUGCUUUUUUCCCUAAUAAAUUCUAUGCCUGAUUUUUAU